AAGAUGGGGUUGGCACGGAGGCAGAAUGGCAGCGAGGAUAUGGUCGAGUCAAGGAAAAGAAGAAGAAGUAACGGACAGAAUGGAGAUCAAGAGGAUAUCUUCGAAGCAUCUGAGAACGAUCCGUUGAUUCCGAGGCCGAGCGUGCAAAGAGAGGAUAGCGCUGAGUCGGGCAAGCAGGAACAAGCGUUCAAGCAGACAUCGUAUCUCAAAUCGCCGUAUUGGUGGUUCGGCAUCAUCCUCAUGACUGUUGGCGAAGCGGGGAAUUUCCUGGCGUAUGGAUUCGCGCCCGCAUCUAUUGUCUCUCCGCUGGGUGUCGUCGCGCUCAUUUCGAACUGCAUCAUUGCGCCUUUUAUGCUAAAAGAGCCAUUUCGCAAGAGGGAUGCGCUGGGUGUUAUUAUCGCCGUUGGAGGCGCGGUCACAGUCGUGCUGUCCGCGAAUGAUAAUAAUCCUAAACUGGGCCCUGGUGAGAUUUGGGACCUGAUAAGACGAUGGGAGUUUGAGACGUAUUUGGGGAUUACGGUGGGAGUUAUUGCUGUGUUGAUGGUUGCUAGUAAUCGCUAUGGGGAGAAGAAUAUCCUGAUUGAUCUGGGACUUGUAGGACUUUUUGGCGGAUACACAGCUUUGUCAACCAAGGGCGUUGCCUCACUUCUCUCAUACACGCUCUGGCGUGCCAUCACGUUCCCAGUCUUCUACCUGCUAGUUGCCAUCCUCGUCGGCACAGCCGUCAUGCAGAUCAAAUACGUCAAUCGAGCUCUCCAGCGCUUCGACGCCACACAAGUCAUCCCCGUCCAAUUCGUCCUCUUCACCCUCUCCGUCAUCGGUGGAUCAGCAGUCCUCUACCGCGACUUCGAGCGCACCUCCGGAGAAGACGCUGGAAAAUUCGUUGGCGGAUGCGCUCUAACCUUCUUCGGCGUCUGGCUCAUCACCAGCGGCCGCCCAUCCCACCACGAUGACGAUGACGACGACGAAGACCACGAUCCAGAGCCAGAAGAUGCAAUUCACCUAGCUGGCGAAGUCUACGUCGACGGUACAUCCGAACCGAGCGAACAAGUCUCGCGCCGUCCUUCAACAACACGAGCACUAUCCCCACCCAUCGACACGUCACGUCCUUACCAAGACGACCAAGACACUCGCCCUUCAACCCCAAACAUCACACUCACCCCCACCGACCCCGUCACACCACCAAACCCCUCCUCCCGCCCCGCAACCGCAGACAUCAUCUCUUCCCUCGUCGCAAACCCCUGGUCCGCCCCCAACGAACCUACCUACCGCACCCCACCCUUAAACAGACACACAUCCACGCCCGUCCUCCCCUCCGAAGCCGCACCACCAUCCGCGCCCCUCGUCUCCGUCUCAGAUACCAAUCUCCCCGCACCAUCACCACUGCCACCACCCCGCACGCCAACGCGAGGCAAGAGCCAAAACGAAGUCCCCACUACGCCUGGCUCUGGACUACGCAGGUUGCGCACGGGCGAUCGCGUGCAGAGUGCGAGGAAUAGUAUUGUGGGGGGUCCUUUGCUGGCGAGUCCGCUGAGUACGAGUUUGAGUACUAUGGUGCAGGAUCUUAAACGGGGGAAUUCGGUUAGGAGGCGGGAGAGCUUGCUUGCUUUGAGUGCUGGUGCUGGUGCUGGUGUUAGGAAUGUUGUAGAGAGAGGAGAUGGUAGUGGGGAGGAUGGUGGAGUCGGAAUGGGAAUGGGGUUGGGUGGUGAGCCGUUGAGUAGACGGAGGACAAGGGAUAGUGCUGCUGGUGGGGAGGAGGGGAGUAGGACGCCUGGUGGGAGGAGAGUGGGUAGAGGGAGGAGCUUGAGUGCGCUUAGUACGUUGAGUGGGCUUUGGAGGGGGAUUAGGGGACAGGGGAGUAGAGAGGAUUU
Messenger RNA from Alternaria alternata, 1871 nucleotides. Its product is annotated as DUF803-domain-containing protein. Gene Ontology annotation, cellular component: membrane. Gene Ontology annotation, molecular function: magnesium ion transmembrane transporter activity. The annotation marks the transcript as partial. Gene Ontology annotation, biological process: magnesium ion transport. The transcript has 2 exons. The record is from RefSeq and is a predicted model, not a curated record. Lineage: Eukaryota; Fungi; Ascomycota; Dothideomycetes; Pleosporales; Pleosporaceae.